GGAGAGGCUUGGGACGCACCUUUAACGUGUCUAGCAUGAGUUGUGCCUAAAAUGAAAAAUACGGGAAAAGAUGUUCUGAAGAUAGCCCCUGCAACGUUUCUCCCCCUACUGAACUAAUUGUUGUCUCCUCUCUCUGGCUGUUGGACACACCUUUCGGAGGAUGAGGAAGGUGACUGCGGUCCCGGCCUGUCCACCUGAGCUUGUGUGAACAGAGAAUCUCCACCUUUGCUCUUUAGCGCUCGGCCACACCCGGCAAAGCCUUCGGAGGGCUCCCCCUGGUUCUUGGUUCUUAGGAGAGCUGAAGAAUAACGGGGCGCAGGGUUGGUGUGUAUAACUGGUCUGAAUUGGAAUGUUUUAAGGACAAAGGCAGAUUUCGUAUGAAAGAACUUACUAUACUUUGUGCAGAUGAAUGCUUGAAGAGGUACUGCAGUGUUGUACCUCUUUGGGGUAACUGCAGUACCAAACAGUAUGCCUCUCACCUGUUCCUUUGUCACUCCUGGAAAGGUGGUUUCUCGAGGUGUUUGCAUCCUACGUGGGCCAUUAUCGUUUCUUCCACUCAGCCCCAUGUGUUGGGCCCUUGAUGUGAUUGAUCAUUGAGCAGAAAGGAUGUGAGGUUUGGGGAGCAAGAUUGUGACCAGGAAGUGGCCUCCUUUUUUCCUUAGAAUAGCGCAUAUUUAUUGAGGAGCCAUGGUUGAGCACUGGGCUCAGCUUGGCAGAUUGGGCCCACCAGCCACUCCGAAGGAGAAGUGACCAGAGAGCUGUCCCUGUAAGAUGACAGCCUAAAACACCCUGGGCGGGGGAGGGGGGGAGUGCUCUUCAGUUCUUAGAUGGUCUCCGAGCAUUGAAUUCAGUCCAUAAUUACUGAGCUUGAACUACUUAGCCAUGGGAUACUUCCCUUGGGGCCUGUAGGGUUCUCUGAGCUGGGUGCUGUGAUUGUCAAAUGAGAUAUCUCAGAACUGAGGAGUGACUUGCCUAAGAUCAUAACAAAGCCCAGAGGGCUGACUCCCACAGCACUAACACCCCCCGCCCGCCCCCCCCAUGCAUUGAGCCGGUGCUGCUUUGCAGUCCUCUCCAUUGACUCCAAAUCCCAGCACUUCCCUGGGCUGGAGUCCUUGUGCUCACAGCUUCCCCAAGAGGGCACUCAGGGGUCCAUAUUGUUUAGCAGAGGUGGGACUGGCCUUCUGACAUCUCUGCUUCACAUCUCCACUGAGGCUGCGACAACUGGGAAGGGGCCUUUGACCUGCUCAUCAGCAGGGGUUUUCUGAGUGUCGUUUGUAGUGGCUGUGAUUGGUGCCAGCACUGCUGUUUUAACCUCCCCGACCAUUUCAGAAUGUUUCCAGCAUACAGGUACACCAAGUUAGUUGCACACUGGAUGCCCACAUCAGCACCCCUAGGAGGUACAGCUAAGAUUGUUCUGGCUGUAUGCAUUUCAAAGUAAACUGCACACUUGGAUUCAUUUUUCCCUAACUCCAUAUGUAUAUUGUUAGCUGAAAGUGACUUCUGCUUAAAUACUAUUGUACUACCCUUUUAAAGUGUAUUUUUAUGUUCCUAGUGAGACGGUUUAUCGAUUUGUGUUUGGGUGUUCGAUGUUCUGAAGCCACUGCCAGUCACUUUUGAAAUACAUUUUGCUUCCUAUCAUCUCCUGUCAUCCCCAAAGAAACGGCAGCCCUGAAAGGAGAUCUGGUCCUCUGAGGCCGGCUGUCCUCCCGACUGCAGGCAGAUGAGCUGCGAGUGGCCUUUGUAAGGGCCUGUCGAGCCUCAGACAGAUGAGUGGGAAGGUGGCAUGGGGCUGCCCGUAAUGUGACCCUGACGGUAGCCACCCCUGUUUCCUUAAGAAGACUGGUGGGUGGAGACACAUCUGAAGAGGGUGGUGGCAACCCCGGGUCUCCUUGCUGCCAGCUCAGCUGUUGGCUGCAAAGUAGAUGUGCAGCCUCGCCAACCCACUCACUCUCCACCCUUUUAUCUCGUUAUUAGGCUGCUCAUUGGUGUAAAUUGCCAUCGAUUAGGUAUCGGUUAUCAGACCCAAGUUAGAAGUGAGAGUUCAGAUAAGUGAGGCCGCCGUUGCCACCUUGACCACCUCAGAAGGAGGGGAGAAUGGAUUUAUCAGGAGUGAAAAAGAAGAGCUUGCUAGGAGUCAAAGAAAAUAAUAAAAGGGCUCCUUCUCCAACCAAGCGCAAGGACCGCUCUGACGAGAAGUCUAAGGACCGCUCAAAAGACAAGGGGGCCACCAAGGAGUCCAGCGAGAAGGACCGUGGCAGAGACAAGGCUCGAAAGAGGCGCAGCGCAUCCAGCGGUAGCAGCAGCACCAGGUCUCGGUCCAGCUCCACCUCCAGCUCGGGCUCCACGUCCAGCAGUGGCUCCAGCAGCGGCUCCAGCUCGUCCUCAGCAUCCAGCCGCUCAGGCAGCUCCAGCACGUCGCGCAGCUCCAGUUCCAGCAGCUCCUCCGGCUCCCCAAGCCCUUCCAGGCGUCGACACGACAACAGGCGGCACUCCCGCUCAAAAUCCAAACCACCCAAGAGAGAUGAGAAGGAACGGAAGAGGCGGAGCCCUUCCCCCAAGCCCACCAAGGUUCACAUUGGGAGGCUCACCAGGAACGUGACAAAGGACCACAUCAUGGAAAUCUUCUCCACCUAUGGGAAGAUUAAGAUGAUCGACAUGCCCGUGGAGAGGAUGCAUCCCCACCUGUCCAAAGGCUACGCUUAUGUGGAGUUUGAGAACCCUGACGAGGCUGAGAAGGCGCUGAAACACAUGGACGGAGGUCAGAUCGAUGGCCAGGAGAUCACAGCCACUGCUGUGCUGGCGCCAUGGCCCAGGCCGCCGCCCCGGCGCUUCAGCCCUCCCAGGAGGAUGCUGCCUCCACCCCCCAUGUGGCGCAGGUCCCCCCCAAGGAUGAGGCGGCGGUCCCGCUCUCCGAGACGCAGGUCGCCAGUGCGCCGACGCUCCCGGUCCCCAGGCCGCCGCCGCCACCGGAGCCGCUCCAGUUCCAACUCUUCACGAUAGAGCUGUGCUGCAGAAGCCCCGGGCCCCUAACUUAUGUCCCAUCCACGCAUGUUCUGUCUCUUUCCUGGCUGGAGGAGGGUGGAUAGAUGGGGAUUCCUGGCCUGGGGGCAGGCUU
Messenger RNA from Echinops telfairi (small Madagascar hedgehog), 3115 nucleotides. It is a transcript of the gene RNPS1, whose product is annotated as RNA binding protein with serine rich domain 1. Gene Ontology annotation, cellular component: nucleoplasm; ASAP complex; cytoplasm. The record is from RefSeq and is a predicted model, not a curated record. Gene Ontology annotation, biological process: mRNA splicing, via spliceosome. The transcript has 7 exons. NCBI's taxonomy places the organism in Eukaryota, Metazoa, Chordata, Mammalia, Afrosoricida, Tenrecidae. Gene Ontology annotation, molecular function: RNA binding. Bases 2095 to 3000 code for a protein of 301 amino acids.